AUGGCAAAAAAUGGAGAAAUGGAGAAAAAUGAAGAAAAACCGUCACAGGCUUCAAAAGGGGAAGGAGACGAUAAACAGGCAGCGGUCAUCCAGUGGCCACUCAUUAUUGACCGAUCCGGCCAAGCCAGUACCUUCCUAAGAUACCGUGACACCAACUUUUACGAUGCUCUCAACCCUGGGCACAUGCAGCCUGAAGUUCUCCGACUCGGGCUCCUUGGAGCUAUAAGGUACGGGAAGAUGCUUGUGAUCGACAUGAUGGAGGUGAAUAUGUUUCAAGCAGUGAGCAGGAUAUUUGACCAGAUCGAGGUAGGCCUGAUGGAGAAGCUGCUGAAUAAGGAAUUACUCCAAAAGGACAGGUUUCUUUCAUUGAUUAGACCUGGAGAUGGGCCGGAAUAUUCUCGCAAUGAAUUCUCUCCAGCAAGGACAGAAAAAUUCCAAAUGGUCUUUAUCACCAAAUUGCAGAAUCUCCCUGAAGAACUGCUCACCAUCUUCUAUCCAAUUCAAAUCGUCAUUAAAUAACCAAAACAUCAACAAUUCAACACAAUCUCAGAUUUCCAUUCAGGCUGAUCCUGAUCAAGAUCCUUCUCUGUUGAAUGUCCGGGCAAUCCUCUUUGUUAAAGUGUUUCUCCGAGAAUGAAGUCAAAAGAUAAAGGCAUUUCUCCAACAAUCUGUAGGAAGGGAACUAGACAAGUCUUUAGAUUUUGAAUUUUUCUAUCUUUUUAGGUAAUGAAUCUCGGAUUUUCUUGGAAUAAAUUGUGAUAUCAGUUCCAGUUGUGAUUUAUGGUGAAAUAAACACUGGAUAAAAUUCUCUCUAUAAAUGUCUGUACAUCCCGACAAAGCUUCAUUCCUCAAUCUAACUAUGGACCAAGACUUCAGUCAUAGAAUAGAAUCCCUACAGUGUGGAAACAGGCCCUUCAGCCCAACACAUCCACACUGACCCUCAGAGCAUACCACCCAGAC
Molecule: messenger RNA, 960 nt
Organism: Rhincodon typus (whale shark)
Lineage: Eukaryota; Metazoa; Chordata; Chondrichthyes; Orectolobiformes; Rhincodontidae
Product: IQ motif and ankyrin repeat domain-containing protein 1-like
Exons: 4
Coding region: 1-519 (172 amino acids)
Source: RefSeq, a predicted model, not a curated record